AGUACCUCCCUGGGGGUAGUUUGAGGCCCAGGUUCUCUAGGGUGCUUUUCUGCUGUUGUGGUGAAGUGGACUCAGUGUUCCCCAGUGGUCUGCUUUUACUUCGUGUUUCCUCCCAUCUCUGUGCAAUAGUUUGAGUGACUCUAUGAACUAGCUGUGUUGUUGGUGCCUCCUCAGUACAGUGAGAGCCUGGUGGUGUGACUUCACUGUGAAGCUGUGUGGAAGUGACUCAAGUUCAGGAGCUGGCAGGCUCUGUCACCACGAUUGGUGCGCUCAGCGGCAGCUCAGCAAUAUUUCCUAUAGGACUUGAAAACCUGCAGAACCUCUCCAAAAUGAGCAAGGACAAUGAGAGAUGCUUUGUAAACAUGGUAAAUGGUACUUGGUUGGUCAGCUGUGGCUCAUGUUACAGACGUCUGAACUUGCAGAAUGGCUCUCUAGUGCUAAGGAGUGUGGAGAAGGAGGAUGAAGGAAAUUAUGAGUUUGUUUUUAACGACAUCACCAAAUCCUUUGCACUGGAAGUACUCGAGCCAGCCAUUGCUAUCCAGUGCUUCCCUGAUGGGACCGUAGAGUUGUCCUGCAACGUGUCCAGCAAUGAGUGGAUGAGAUUUGAGUGGCUGCUGAAUGGCAGUGAGCUGAAGACCUCUGAGGCUUGCAUUAAGGAUGGUGGGAAGAAGGUUCGCCUGGACAGACCCAUGCCUGGGGAGUUUGUAUGUGAGGUUCACCACAAGAACGGCAUCACGAGAUGCGGGCCCAUUAUGUUGUCUUGCAGCUAUGGAGACCUGCUGCAGUACCCAUUGUUCAUCUACAUCCUGGCAGGAUGUGCAGGGGGUGCAGCUAUCCUGGUGGUGGUCGUGUCCUCAGUCAUCUGCUGCUGCAUGAAGAGGAAGCACAAGUUUAUCCCAGUGCCUUCAGAGGAUGAAAAAGAUGACGGAAUAGCAAUGUCAGUGGUCUCCAGUGAAGCUGUGAAGAGCCCCCCCAAUGGAGACCACGUGGAGGCUCAAGCUGCCCAAAUCGACUGCCCUCCAGUGCCGGAUGCUGCCCAGAUUGGUCCAGGCAUUGAGCCCUUGCCCCUGGUGGAAGAAAAUUUGCCAGUGGUGGUAGAACCUGAGGAAAUGCCAGAACAGGAGAUGAUAGGUUAUGUGGAAAGCCAGGAACAUGCCUCAGACUGUUUCCCGGACCCAACUGAUGACUAAUGUGACAUGGUUGCUGUUUAACCCUCUCCUGAAGCCUGUGACACCCAUCCUUUGCAUCCCAUAGUCUCACUGUGUAUAAGAAUUGGUCUGGAAAAUUUUAGCAGGGGAAAGAUGUGACGUGUCAGGCCUGCUAUAACCUCAUUUAAAAAAAAAACAAAACAAAACCAUGUGUGGCUCCAAGGCCAUGCUACCAUGGGCUGGCAGGUUCCCUAACAAAACUGGGCAGCUCUCUGGUGCUUUGCCUGUUAGCAGACCUGCAGUUACACGAUAGAGCCCUGAGGACAGCCUGAGAUUGGAUGGGUGAUCCUUCUCCCUGCCCUCUUCAUGCCUUCCCCCAUCUUUGACAGGCAGUGGCUCCUGCAAGGGACAGGUGGAUUGUAGUAUCACACUGGUUCCAGAUAGAAAUGAGGACCUGCCAGAAAUUUCCUGAGAAAGCCUCUUCUCAGGAGAUUUCAAGACAUUUUAUUCACAGGCUUUGCAAAGAGUUUGACUGAGUUUUCAGCUAAGUAUCUGCAGUGCCAGGUAUUUAUCUGAAGUGCUCCUCUGAGCUCCAGACCCAUUGAGAUUUGGGCCUCACCACAAACUGUGUGAGGUGUGAAGCGGUGGGCAGGAAGCUCUGCUGGCUUGCUCACAUCCUGAUGCCCUGUGAUGGCAGGGGGCUGUCAGAUACCUUUUACCAGAAUGUAACUGCUUGGGCUGUCAGAGCUCAAACAGCUCCAUCACUAGCUUGCUUGCCUUCAGCAGGAGGUUGCCUGGGGCUUGGGUGCAUUAAUUUUGGCUGAAACAUUGAUUAUAAUGUUGAAAUCAUUCAUCAAUGCAAGCAUUAGUGCCUUUAUCAUAAUGGUUUAGCUACUUACCACAAGCUGAUUAGGUUGGCCAUCUGCCUGUGUGUGUAGGCUUUCUCAGUGCUGCGCUAUCUGCACAGACAGCAGCGAUUUAUGGGGUCCCUUAAGCAUGCCUUGCCGCUGCAAGCAUCCUGCCGUGCUCAAGGGAGGCUUGUGAGUGCCACAGCUGGGGUAGACCUUCAGGGAAGAGGGAGGAGAGGGCAAGGGCUUGAUCCCCUGCUGCAGGUAGCCGAGUCUCUGACAAAGCUGCUGGGGGCUGCUGGGCCACCUGAGUGCUCCAGGAUGCGCUACCAGAGCAGGGUGUUUAUUGCAUGGGUACAUUCUGGUAAGCAAAAGUGAGGUGCUGGGUCUGAAAUGGAUGGGGUAUGGAGGUGCAUUGCCUUUCUCUCUCUUCCCUUGCUCUGUCCCUUCUGUUAUCGUGCUGACACUGUGUCCCAAGUCCCUUGGAAGCAGGCUGGAGGUGUGCCUUGUGAAUGCCACCCACCCCCUGAGGUCUGCAGGCAGCCUUGCAAAAGAAAAACCUGCUGAGCGCUUUUCUCCCAGGCGGGGGAGCUGGCGGGGUGGCUGCAUGUUCACCUGGACGUCCUUCGUGUCUGCACAUGGCAAAGCUCUGCGUCGGUGGUGCCCAGCUAUAGGCUGUUCUGCUCCUUGUUCCCGUGUUCUGUGGCUGUCUAAAAGGUUUUUGGAUCCUGUGUGCUGUGUUGGCAAUGAUUCAGCCCAUCUCCACUCUUUAAGGAUGCCGUAGGAAUCAGGUUUUUCCAUGGUAAGAGGGAGAUGAUGACUUUUCUCGUGGUGCUGUGCUAUCUCCUUUUGGCACCAACAUUCCUCAAAGGCCGUGAACUGAGUGAC
This is a messenger RNA of Anas platyrhynchos (mallard), 2884 nucleotides long. RefSeq lists its product as uncharacterized. Lineage: Eukaryota; Metazoa; Chordata; Aves; Anseriformes; Anatidae. The record is from RefSeq and is a predicted model, not a curated record.